AACUGAGAAUGGUGGCUACACUGCCAGUUUAGCUAGUAUCAGAGUUUGUUACUAAAAUUUUAAGACUCACGCCUUUAUCUUUGUAUUUAUAUACUUGAUAUAGCUUAGUCGGAGUGAGUCCCAAGCUGUGUUGAAAUGAGAACGUCCAAAAAUUCGCAAACAAGCCGCAAUCACUAAAAAGUCAUAGUACAAAACGCCGGCAACUUACCACUUUUGAACAAUCACGCGUUGGAUUUUGAUAGUUAAUUUCACCUAAAGUAGAUGGUUUUCGGGUUUACCUCUGCGUAGAAAGAGCUCCCAUCAUGAUUUUCAAAAAUAUAUUAGGAGCGGCAAUUCGUAAACAAGGCUUGGGAGUUCAAUUUUCUGCAAUAAUCAAUCGAGGAGUAAGCUAUUCCCUAUCAGCCGAACAAAAAGAAAUCCAAGAUGUAGCCCGGAAAUUCGUUCGCGAGGAAAUAAUCCCAGUUGCUGGACACUAUGAUAAAACAGGCGAGUUCCCCUGGCCUGUGGUGAAAAAAGCCUGGGAAUUAGGUCUAAUGAAUACUCAUGUGCCACCUGAAAUCGGAGGAUUAGGAUUGGAUGUGUUCACGUCUUGUUUGAUCGCCGAAGAGAUUGCCUACGGAUGCACAGGUAUCAUGAUACCUAUAGUGGUAUCAUCAGUGGCGCAAAUGCCAGUAGUCCUCGGAGGAAACGCAGAACAGAAGAAAAACUUCUUGGGACGUUUAACAGAACAACCUCUACUCGCGGCAUUUUGUUGUACGGAACCGAUCGCAGGAUCAGAUGUAAGUGGUAUUAAAACCACGGCCGUAAAAAAAGGCGACGAAUACAUUCUAAACGGGCAAAAAAUGUGGAUUUCCAAUGGCUCAGUGGCCAAUUGGUACUAUGUGUUAGCACGAACUGAUCCUAACCCAAAAACCCCUGCCAGCAAAGCAUUCACAGGUUUUCUUGUCAACGCAGACACACCAGGUAUUACCCCUGGUCGUAAGGAAUGGAAUAUGGGACAAAGAGCAUCAGAUACAAGAGGGGUCACAUUUGAGGAUGUAAGAAUCCCAAAAGAGAAUGUCCUUAUUGGUGAGGGUGCUGGAUUUAAACUAACGAUGGCAACGUUUGAUAUGUCAAGGCCUGGUCUAGGGGCAGGCGCUUGUGGCUUGGCUAGACGUUGCUUAGACGAAUCUGUAAAAUAUUCAAUGGAUCGGAAAACGUUUGGGGUUCCUAUUGCAGAUCACCAAGCUGUGCAGUUUAUGCUAGCGGACAUGGCUAUUACUGUAGAAACAACACGUGCAAUGUACCAAAAAUCUGCUUGGGAAUUCGACACAAAUGUUAACAGCAGCUAUUAUUCAUCAAUUGCGAAAUGUUUUGGUGCCGACAUGGCCAUGAAAGCUGCUCUGGAUGCUGUUCAAAUUUUCGGUGGAAAUGGAUACAACUCGGAAUAUCCUGUUGAGAAGUUAAUGCGUGACGCUAAAAUUUUCCAAAUUUAUGAAGGAACAAGCCAAAUUCAAAGACUGAUUAUUGCAAGACGUCUCCUUGAUAAAGCAAAGGCUGGAGAACUGAACUGAUUUUCUUUUUAUUAAAUUUGUUGGCAUUUAUUUUUCUGUGGAAAUAUUUAGAUAUACUGGGGCUGAUAUUAGCAUCUUGAUAUUAUUUUCUAAGUAAUUUUUAUAGAUGCAUCUUUUGAACUUAUAAUAUUCAAUUAUAUAGAAUAUACUGUUUAUAUUUUUGUGCUAUUA
Messenger RNA from Hermetia illucens (black soldier fly), 1724 nucleotides. RefSeq names its product probable medium-chain specific acyl-CoA dehydrogenase, mitochondrial. Lineage: Eukaryota; Metazoa; Arthropoda; Insecta; Diptera; Stratiomyidae. The transcript is spliced from 4 exons. Gene Ontology annotation, molecular function: medium-chain fatty acyl-CoA dehydrogenase activity; flavin adenine dinucleotide binding. Bases 303 to 1553 code for a protein of 416 amino acids. The record is from RefSeq and is a predicted model, not a curated record. Gene Ontology annotation, cellular component: mitochondrion. Gene Ontology annotation, biological process: fatty acid beta-oxidation; medium-chain fatty acid catabolic process.